Mollisia scopiformis is the source of this 342-nucleotide messenger RNA. Its product is annotated as ankyrin. The annotation marks the transcript as partial. Gene Ontology annotation, molecular function: protein binding. NCBI's taxonomy places the organism in Eukaryota, Fungi, Ascomycota, Leotiomycetes, Helotiales, Mollisiaceae. The transcript has a single exon. The record is from RefSeq and is a predicted model, not a curated record.
UUCAAUAUCCUUCAUGUAGCUGCACGUUAUGGCCAUAUUGGCCUAGCGAAGUUCAUACUGCAGCAGUCAUUAAUUGACGACAUAGAUUGUCGAGCUCAUAGUCAGGAUACUGCACUUGUCUUCGCAGCCUUUUACCAUUAUCCAUCUUCUGCCGAGAUUGUACGACUACUUUUAUCAGCAGGUGCAGACGUUGAUGCUCCAGGACAACGUAACAAACGCCCAAUACACUGGGCAGCCGAUGUAGGUAACAUCGAGGUCAUAAAAGUGCUUCUUGAACACCAUUGUUCGCUCGUACCCGACGAUACUGGAAUGACGCCACAAUGGAGAGCCUUGAAAUAUGGU